AUGGAGAAGGUGGAAGGGAAGAAAAGGAGAAGAGACAAACAACAGAGUAAGGGUGAGGAUUACAUAGUGAAUGAUAUGCAGAAGAUUGAAACAAAGAAAAGAGGAGAUAAAAAGAAGAGCAAAGGUGAUUUUAUUACUGAAUCUUCUGUAGAUGCUAAAACUGGCAAUGAUUCCACAAAAAGUAAGAUAUGGGAUAGUGAGGAGAAAAGUGAAAGAAUGGUUGACAGGUUCGUCGAGAAUCACGAGGAAGAAAAUGACAAUAAAGGAAAGACGAAAAAGGAUAAAUUAGUGGGAAAUGGUUCAAAUGAUCCUCAACCAAGAAAAAGUAGCAAGAAAGUGAGAUUUUCUGGUCGUGUUGAGGUUUUUCCUGCAUCUGAUGAUUCAAAUUCUGGGGAGGGAGACAAUAAGGGAGAGAAACUGGUGCAGGGUAAGUGGUUUACACAAGCAGAAAAUGAAAUUGUUAAGAAGGCUGUCUAUAGGUACAUAGAGGUUCAUGACUUGGGGGAAGAAGGUUUGUACGUAAUUUUCAAUGGUAGAAAGUACCCUGAACUGAAAAACUGUUGGAAGGAGAUGGGGAAUGCGAUACAAUAUAGGCCCCAUAGUGCUUCAAAAUUGUUUCAAAGUGCUGAGGAACCCAGAUGGACUCAAGAAGAGUAUGAAAUGGUUCUGAAGUCCCAGAAGGAGUAUGGGAACCAGUGGAAGGCAUUGGCAGAUGAACUUGGGAAACAUAAAACACAUGUAAGAAAUGCUUGGCUAAGAAAAAAAUUACCCAACUUGAAGAAAGGAAGGUGGUCUCAGGAGGAGUACCAGGGUUUAUUUGAUCUAGUAAAUGCUGAUCUGCAACAGAGAUUCUAUGAAGAGGAGAGAUCGAGGCAUGGCAUGUUACGGGAUAAUAUUUGUUGGACGGCAAUUAGUGAUAAACUGGCCACUCGAACUCAACCCAAGUGCUGUAUUAAAUGGUAUAGUCAGUUAACAUCAACUAUGGUUGCUGAAGGUAUAUGGGCUGAUGCUGAUGACUAUCCCCUAAAUGGUGCUCUUUUUAGCUUAAAUGCAAGUUCCGUAGAAGAUGUGAAUUGGGCUAACCUUCUUGAUCACAGGUCUGGAGACGUGUUGGAACCAAAUGGUUCUUCACAUAGGUCAUCAUGGAAGCAAGUCAUUUGCUGA
This is a messenger RNA of Olea europaea var. sylvestris, 1164 nucleotides long. RefSeq names its product cyclin-D-binding Myb-like transcription factor 1. The record is from RefSeq and is a predicted model, not a curated record. The transcript has 2 exons. NCBI's taxonomy places the organism in Eukaryota, Viridiplantae, Streptophyta, Magnoliopsida, Lamiales, Oleaceae. Bases 1 to 1164 code for a protein of 387 amino acids.